Molecule: messenger RNA, 1812 nt
Organism: Sesamum indicum (sesame)
Lineage: Eukaryota; Viridiplantae; Streptophyta; Magnoliopsida; Lamiales; Pedaliaceae
Product: cytochrome P450 76T24-like
Molecular function (GO): monooxygenase activity; iron ion binding; oxidoreductase activity, acting on paired donors, with incorporation or reduction of molecular oxygen
Source: RefSeq, a predicted model, not a curated record
AACGACAACCAAUUUUUCUUGUAUAAAUUGAUGCAAACCAAAGAGAAAAACAGAGUGAGAGAAAGAGGAGUGGCGAAAAUGGAUUUGAUAGUAUCCUUCCUUCUACUCCUACUAACUCUCAUUUGGGCAUAUUUCCAUCUCCUGAACUCCAACUCCAGGAACAGGAGAUCAGCCAAGCUUCCUCCGGGCCCUUACCCCUUUCCCAUCAUCGGAAGCAUUCUCCACCUUGGCCAAAACCCCCACCAAAACAUUACCAAACUCUCCAAAACUUAUGGCCCUUUAAUGUAUCUCAAGCUCGGCAGCGUAGACACAAUCGUUGUGUCAUCCCCAGAAAUCACCAAGGAAAUACUACAAACGCAUGAUCAAGCUUUUCCCCUCAGGAUGACCACAGCCGCAACCCGAGCACUCGACCACCACACGGAGUCCGUGACCUUCCUGCCCAUGGGCAGCCAGUGGAGAAACCUGCGUAAAAUAUGUAAAGAACAGAUGUUCUCGACCCAACCACUAUACGCCAGCCAGGGACUACGCCAAGAGAAGCUGCAGAAACUGCUCCAAUAUGUCCAAGAAUGCUGUGUUAAUGGCCGAGCUGUGGAUAUUGGACAGGCUGCUUUUGUCACAUCCCUUAACUUCAUAUCAAACACACUUUUCUCACUUGAUUUUGCUGAUUAUAACACGGGUUCGUCUCAAGAACUCGAGGAAAUAAUCCACAGAUUGAUGAGAGUGUAUUCCUGUCCUAAUCUUGGAGAUUAUUUUGGGUUUCUGGGGUUGUUAGAUCCGCAAGGAAUCAAGCGGGAGGCGGAGUUUUGUAUGGGGAAACUGCUUGCAAAUUUUGAUAGUAUCAUUGAUCAAAGAGUGGAAGCUUCACGUAAGUCUCAGGCAAGGAAAUCUGAUUUGCUGGAAGUGCUGUUGGAGAUCAGCGAAGGAAAUCAGGUGGAGUUGACCCGCAAAACCAUGAAGCAUUUACUGCUGGAUUUAUUUAUUGCAGGAGCAGACACAACAUCAGUCACAGUGGAGUGGGCAAUGACAGAACUUCUACGAAAUCCCCAGGUAAUGUCAAAAGUCAAAAUGGAGAUUCGAACUGUUGUUGGAGCAAACAAACAGGUUGAAGAAUCAGACAUUUCAAAGCUCCCAUAUCUACAAGCCGUGAUCAAAGAGUCCUUAAGAUAUCAUCCUCCAGGCCCAUUUCUGAUGCGUCGCAAGGACGGAGAUGAUCUAGAAAUCAAGAACUACGUCAUACCCAAAAAUGCCGCAAUUCUCAUUAAUAUAUGGGCGAUUGGUAGAGAUCCAAGGAUAUGGCCGAACCCUGAUUCAUUUGAGCCUGAAAGAUUUUUUAACAGAGAAGUUGAUUUCAAAGGGCACAACUUUGAACUGAUCCCAUUUGGGGCCGGCAGGAGAAUCUGUCCGGGCCUGCCGCUAGCAUAUAGGAUGGUUCACCUAACUGUGGCCUCUUUGAUUCACAAUUUUGAUUGGGAACUUGAACCAGGAAUCACACCACAAGAUGUGGACUUGAAUGAGAAGUUUGGCCUUUCACUGAAAAAGGCCAUACCUCUCAAGGCUGUGCCGACCAAGCCAUGAUUAUUGAUUCAUAGAACAUGCAUGGAUAGCCUAUGAUUAAAACUAUUUAUUUAAGUACUUUUAAUGAAGUGUGGCAAUGUAUAGCUUUAUUGCGUUGUUAAGUGAUGCAUACCAUAUGGAUAGUCUAGGACUGAAACUAUUUAUACAAGUACUUCAAUAAAAUAUGAUAAUGUACAUAUAGCAUUAUGGAUGGGGCCUUUACUUCUAAAAAGAAAGGCAAAAUUAUAUUUUAGGUCU